GGGGCGGGACCGGUGUUUCUAGGCUGCCGUCACUUCCGGUUCUCUGUCAGUCUAGAGCGAGCGAGCUGGAAGCUGUUCGGCGAUACAGCGGAGCAAUGCCUAAGUCAAAGGAACUUGUUUCUUCAAGCUCUUCUGGCAGUGAUUCUGACAGUGAAGUUGACAAAAAGUUGAAGAGGAAAAAGCAGGUUACUCCAGAGAAACCUGUAAAGAAGCAAAAGACUGGUGAGACUUCGAGAGCCCUGUCGUCAUCUAAGCAGAGCAGCAGCAGCAGAGAUGACAACAUGUUUCAGAUUGGGAAAAUGCGGUACGUUAGUGUUCGGGACUUUAAAGGGAAAGUCCUAAUUGAUAUUAGAGAAUAUUGGAUGGAUCCAGAAGGCGAAAUGAAACCAGGAAGAAAAGGUAUUUCUUUAAACCCCGAGCAGUGGAGCCAGCUGAAGGAACAGAUUUCUGACAUCGAUGAUGCAGUAAGAAAACUGUAAAACCAGAGCCAUGUAAAACCUGUACUGUUCUCGUUGUUUUAAUCCUGUCUUUUUACAUUGGCUUUUGUUUUCUAAAUGUUGUUUUCCAAGCUGUUGUAUAUUUGGAUUGCAGAACAGUUUGUAAGAUGAAUCCUUUUUUUUUUAUGUGCAUUAAAAAUGUUCUGAGUGAAGCUGAUUGUCAACUUUAUUAAGGAGGAUUGCUUUGUUGCCCGCCGCCUAGUGUGAAAUAAAAUCAAGUGACACAACCUUAACUGUUGUGGCCUUCUUUGAUUGGAAGGAUUGGUACCACCUAAAGGCCCAAAGUAACAGCAUGUAGACCGUUGUAGUCUCAACUCAGCCUUUGUAUUUUAAAGGAUUUGUAUUGCUUUGAAUUUAUAAAGUUUUUGUUUGUGAAAUUUAUAGCUCAUGUUUUUCUUCCACCCAGCUGUCUUAGAGACUUGUUUGAUUGCCCUAACCCAGAGGUACUUUAUUCCCUCCUUUUUUUCUUUACCUCAUUUUCCUUUAAUAAUUUGCCAUGUUCAGUUUUUAUGUUUUGCUUUUUCCUUCCAUAUAUUGUAGUAAUUUGGAAAGUCAGUAAAACUGUCAAAAUAGUAGUUAUUUCACUAAGGUACUUGUAAUUAAAAUAUAUGAGAACAAGUGUUAACUAAUCUGUUUUAAAUAUUAGGAGAUAAACAACAUGGCUUAUAUGAAAACUGAGCAAGUUAGUGUUUGUCAUUAUCUGUAGUGUUCUGUGUAGUUAUUAUAAUGCUUAGUCUAAAACAAUAAUGACUUAGAUGUCUUAUUUGCUCUCAUUUCUCAAACAUGUUCACCUGGAAUGAUGUCUCUAAAAUCAGAUACUGUUAACUUAGAGUAGGCGCUAAUAAAAGUUGUGAAAGCUUACUUGCCUAACAUUUCAUUUUAUGACAUUGAGUAUGGAUUAUAUCACUAGAACUGUCACUGAGCUUUAACGUCACAGUAGGUAAUCUCAGUUUUUAGGGGAAGGAGGAUAUAGAGCAUUUACUUAUGUUUUUUGGCCUUUGUAGACUUGGUUAUUUUGUAAUAAAUCUACUGGACAGUAGCAUUCUGGACUUUAAAUGUUACUAAGUUCUAGCACAUAUUCUGAAGUGAUUGCCAUUGAACCAUGAUGAAACAGACACAGAUUGAAGCACAGAUUCAGGGCUUUGCAGCAAUAAAUGGGACAUGGUGUGCCUUAGAAAAAUGUUUAUAAGGGAACUAUAACUGAAAUGAGAGGUCGCGUUGAAGAGGAAGGACUGCUCUUCAAAGUACGUGAUAACAUGGUAUUUUGAUCACUUUGUAGAACACAGUUCUAGUAGAAUAGUACAAAGAAAGGUUUAAAGACGUGUAAAAAGUUUUUGUUGACAAGUUUUUACUGGCAGCUGAUCCCCCCAGGUACUGCCACAGAGUUGCACUGUUGUACCCAGUUAGAUGACUACGUCUGAACACUCUGUAGGAUGGUCAAGGACUUGGUUUCAUGGCCAUCCACCAGGCCACGUACAGUUACCAGUUUUAAUUCUGGCAGCUAUUGUGUUUUAACCUUUUUAGAUGAUUUUUUCCAUGUUUUUACAGGUAACCCUAACAGGUGCAUAAUUGGGGAAAUAAAACACUCGUAUUUUAGCUGUCACCAAAAUAGGUACCAAAGUGUUCAAAAUAAUCUUAUUUUUAGACAAAUCAUACUUGACUGAUAACGAUCACCUCAGUUGAGAACAUACGUGUCCUGUUAAUUAAAUGGGUAGAUUUGUGAAGUAUUCCUUAUGACACAGAACAUAGAACUUUGAUUUUGAUGUAGAUGAAGAGGGAAUACUGGGUACAUUUCCUAAGUUUAUUUGAAUUAGGGUGGUGUAUGCAUUUUUAAACAAUCUGCUAAUACAGAGAUGGUGCUGAAAUCUGUUAGCUUAGGCAUAUUUUUCUAGCUGUUUAGUAUUAUGUUAAAAUCCUCAUAUAAGAGUGUUUCUCUGGCAGAAUUUGGCUAUGUUAACAGGAAAAUUCACGUAAAUAAAUUACUGGGUAAACAGUACACAGAAACUAAUUUUUUGUGUGCAUGUAUAUAGGAAAGGAAGAGAACUGGGUCAAAAGAAAGACAAAAUAACUUGUACUGAAAAGAUAGGUACUUCUGCUUUAAACUUUAAUCUUUGUGGAAAGAUUUCUUCUAGGAAGAAAGGUUGGCAUUGUGAGGCGACCUUGCCUCGGAAUGCCGAAGCGCGUGUACUGAAGUCCCAGGUAGCGGGGCCUGCCUUGUCUUUCCAAGGGCAAACAGCAUCUGACCCAGUUUCCUAGGCUCUUGGUGUUUUACUUCAUGAAUAACCAGUACAAAAGAAAAAGUACAAUUUGAACGUUCUUUCGCUGUACUUCAUAAAUGCCUAAGGACUUUUGUGAAGAAUACUCCUACCUCAUAGCCAGUCAAAAUGCUGUGAUAAUCUACCUAUACUAGACAAGUGUUUAGAAAAAGAUUUAAGGGGGGAAAAAAAAGUACAUAAAUUCUGGCUUGGCUAUUGAGUGGAAAAGAGAAAGCUGAGUAUUGUUUCUGAGAGAGGUAUUUUAGAAGAGUACUGUUCAAAUUUGAAAUUUUUAAAGUGCUGACUAAUAUUUAGAGAUCUCUUAAAAAAUCUCGAGUUCACUUUUUAUGGAAAUUAUCCCAGUGAAACACUCCUUUUUUUUUUAAGUGGUGUUUUUCCAGAUAAACUCUAGGAUUAAACAUUCACAUACUCACAAAUAAGUAAUUCUGUAAUUGUGGAAUACUUGUAUGCUUUGUUCAGUACAUCUUCCAUGGAGAUGUUAAUGAAUAUAAUACUCCAUCUGUGAAUAUUUUAAAUGUUGAAAUAAAAAUAAAUGUAUCCUGUGUGUCA
Molecule: messenger RNA, 3322 nt
Organism: Condylura cristata (star-nosed mole)
Lineage: Eukaryota; Metazoa; Chordata; Mammalia; Eulipotyphla; Talpidae
Gene: SUB1
Product: SUB1 homolog (S. cerevisiae)
Exons: 5
Coding region: 96-479 (127 amino acids)
Biological process (GO): positive regulation of transcription initiation by RNA polymerase II
Cellular component (GO): nucleus; transcription regulator complex
Molecular function (GO): DNA binding; transcription coactivator activity
Source: RefSeq, a predicted model, not a curated record